CGGCCCGGAUUGUGCCUGUGAUGAGCCGCAGCCCGCAGCGAGCUCUGCCCCCGGGCGCGCUCCCUCGGCUGCUCCAGGCUGCGCCUGCAGCCGCGCCGCGUGCCCUGCUCCCGCAGUGGCCCCGGCGCCCAGGACGCCGCUGGCCCGCGUCCCCUCUCGGAAUGAAGGUGUUCCGUAGGAAGGCGCUGGUGUUGUGCGCGGGCUAUGCACUGCUGCUGGUGCUCACUAUGCUCAACCUCCUGGACUACAAGUGGCACAAGGAGCCGCUGCAGCAGUGCAACCCCGACGGGCCGCUGGGUGCCGCAGCGGGGGCAGCCGGAGGCAGCUGGGGGCGCCCAGGGCCGCCUCCGGCCGGGCCGCCCCGUGCUCAUGCCCGUUUGGACCUCCGCACUCCUUACCGCCCUCCCGCUGCCGCCGUCGGGGCGGCUCCUGCAGCCGCGGCAGGGAUGGCGGGGGUUGCGGCCCCUCCAGGCAAUGGCACUCGGGGCACCGGGGGCGUCGGGGACAAGCGGCAGCUGGUGUACGUGUUCACCACGUGGCGCUCUGGCUCGUCGUUCUUCGGCGAGCUAUUCAACCAGAAUCCCGAGGUGUUCUUUCUCUACGAGCCAGUGUGGCAUGUAUGGCAAAAACUGUAUCCGGGGGACGCCGUUUCCCUGCAGGGGGCAGCGCGGGACAUGCUGAGCGCUCUUUACCGCUGCGACCUCUCUGUCUUCCAGUUGUAUAGCCCCGCGGGCAGCGGGGGGCGCAACCUCACCACGCUGGGCAUCUUCGGCGCAGCCACCAACAAGGUGGUGUGCUCGUCACCACUCUGCCCCGCCUACCGCAAGGAGGUCGUGGGGUUGGUGGACGACCGCGUGUGCAAGAAGUGCCCGCCACAGCGCCUGGCGCGUUUCGAGGAGGAGUGCCGCAAGUACCGCACACUAGUCAUAAAGGGUGUGCGCGUCUUCGACGUGGCGGUGUUGGCGCCACUGCUGCGAGACCCGGCCCUGGACCUCAAAGUCAUCCACUUGGUGCGUGAUCCCCGCGCGGUGGCGAGUUCACGGAUCCGCUCGCGCCACGGUCUCAUCCGUGAGAGCCUACAGGUGGUGCGCAGCCGAGACCCGCGAGCUCACCGCAUGCCCUUCUUGGAGGCCGCGGGCCACAAGCUUGGCGCCAAGAAGGAGGGCGUGGGCGGCCCCGCAGACUACCACGCUCUGGGCGCUAUGGAGGUCAUCUGCAAUAGUAUGGCUAAGACGCUGCAGACAGCCCUGCAGCCCCCUGACUGGCUGCAGGGCCACUACCUGGUGGUGCGGUACGAGGACCUGGUGGGAGACCCCGUCAAGACACUACGGAGAGUGUACGAUUUUGUGGGACUGUUGGUGAGCCCCGAAAUGGAGCAGUUUGCCCUGAACAUGACCAGUGGCUCGGGCUCCUCCUCCAAGCCUUUCGUGGUAUCUGCACGCAAUGCCACGCAGGCCGCCAAUGCCUGGCGGACCGCCCUCACCUUCCAGCAGAUCAAACAGGUGGAGGAGUUUUGCUACCAGCCCAUGGCCGUCCUGGGCUAUGAGCGGGUCAACAGCCCUGAGGAGGUCAAAGACCUCAGCAAGACCCUGCUUCGGAAGCCCCGUCUCUAAAAGGGGUUCCCAGGAGACCUGAUUCCCUGUGGUGAUACCUAUAAAGAGGAUCGUAGUGUGUUUAAAUAGACACAGUCCAGACUCAAACGGAGGAAGCCCACAUAUUCUAUUAUAGAUAUAUAAAUAAUCACACACACACUUGCUGUCAAUGUUUUGAGUCAGUGCAUUUCAAGGAACAGCCACAAAAUACACACCCCUAAGAAAAGGCAAGACUUGAACGUUCUGACCAGGUGCCCCUCUUCUUCUCUCCUUUGCCUUCUCUUGUCCUCUUUCUCCUAUUUCUUACCCUGUCCUCCACCUGCCUUCCAUUUUGAAGUGGGAUGUUAAUGAAAUCAAGUUCCAGUAACCCAAAUCUUGUUUACAAAAUAUUCGUGGUAUCUGUGAACAUGUUAAGAGUAAUUUGGAUGUGGGGGUGGGGGUGGAGAAAGGGGAAGUGGUCCAGAAACAAAAAGCCCCAUUGGGCAUGAUAAGCCGAGGAGGCAUUCUUCAUUCUUCUAAAGUAGACUUUUGUGUAAAAGCAAAGGUUACAUGUGAGUAUUAAUAAAGAAGAUAAUAAAUAAUAUUCUUUUUAA
Messenger RNA from Pan troglodytes (chimpanzee), 2185 nucleotides. RefSeq names its product carbohydrate sulfotransferase 2 (gene CHST2). Gene Ontology annotation, biological process: carbohydrate metabolic process; sulfur compound metabolic process; N-acetylglucosamine metabolic process. Gene Ontology annotation, molecular function: N-acetylglucosamine 6-O-sulfotransferase activity. Gene Ontology annotation, cellular component: Golgi membrane. The coding region runs from base 21 to 1613 and encodes 530 amino acids. The record is from RefSeq and is a predicted model, not a curated record. The transcript has a single exon. Lineage: Eukaryota; Metazoa; Chordata; Mammalia; Primates; Hominidae.